CACCUUACUGGCUAGUGAGAUAGACUAUGAUCGACACAGCUGAGAAACCUUUGACUUCUGUUGGGUCGUGACGUCAAUGUGUCUCAAGACGGACCAGCGACAGUGUGAAGUUAAGGACCAGGGAAGGGAGCUUCGCAAAGCCCAAAACGCUAUACCAGUUGUUUUGAUGCUCAGCGUGUUCAUGCUGCGAGAGCUCGGCGGGAAAGGGCCGGUCUUCAGCUACACUGUGUACAUUUUCCGCAAGGCAGAAGUGGAGCUGGAUGCAUUUUAUUGCACAGUUUUCGUCGGUGUUGCUCGACUUGUAAGCACGUGCGUGUCUGCUUGCUGUCUGGACCUGGUAGGUCGCAAACGCCUUCUCGUGGCGACGGCAGUGAUGUGCGCAGUGUCGAAGGGCGUCGCCGGAGCCUUCCUGUUCCUGGAAGUGGAGGUGUCCACAUGGGUGGCCCUGGCACCUGUAAUUGUCUUCGUGAUCGUCUCUGGGAGCUGCCUUGAUCACUUCUAG
Penaeus chinensis is the source of this 502-nucleotide messenger RNA. RefSeq names its product facilitated trehalose transporter Tret1-like. The record is from RefSeq and is a predicted model, not a curated record. The transcript is spliced from 2 exons. Lineage: Eukaryota; Metazoa; Arthropoda; Malacostraca; Decapoda; Penaeidae. Gene Ontology annotation, biological process: transmembrane transport. Gene Ontology annotation, molecular function: transmembrane transporter activity. Gene Ontology annotation, cellular component: membrane. The coding region runs from base 77 to 502 and encodes 141 amino acids.